AAAAAAGCGGCGCCCCGGGAGCGGCUCGAAACGCAGGGACGGGAUCGGCCGCCGCCGCUGUGUCAGAUCAGGGGAGAGCGAACGUUACCUAUGUCUCUCCCUAUGACGUCGUGAGAGAGCGAGGGAGUGUUUGGAGGAAAAAAGAGGGAUGUAAGGAGGGAGGGGAUCGCCGUUUAGUCGUGCACAGAAGGAACGUCUAUAUUUACUGUAUUUUUCUAUUUAGGCUCUACAUAAGAAAUAUAGUAACAAUAUUCGAUUUGAUUCCGUUCUGGGAAACCGAGGAAUACUGUAAUAAUAAUGAGCGUAUUGCUUAGGUGUAUUGCUACAAUCGCUGGUCAUACAUAAGCACAAUUUGGCCAAAUACAGGGUAUUUAUUUUUUUCCACGAGUCGAACUCGACGGAUAUUGAUAUUUCGAACUGGCAUCUUAAGUAUCAGUAAGUACGAACGAUCCGGUCGUGUAGACCGCACUGAAGUAAUUAUUAUUUUAUAGCAACUUUAAUAGUCUUUAUAAAAAUCGGUGUGAUCGGUUGUUUAAUUUUGUUGUCGGGUUCGGCCAUCCGCGUAUGUUCGCUUAAAUGCUACUGUAAAAACGAGCAAUAUAUUAUACCGAAGCACAGUUGUAGCUGAUAUGCACACGAUAAUAACACGGCCAGUUAUAACGUUACCUUAUUUCGUUUUCUAAGCACAGGACUAUCCAGUUUAAUGUUUCUAACUAAUAUCUGAUUUUUUUUUACCUUCACAGUCUUUUAAAAUUGCGUUCUGAUAUAUUAGGUGCGCGUCAUUUAAAUGUUUUUUUUCUAUCGAGUUAUUAAUAUUUAAGACAUUUUUGUAACGACAUUGGAUUACAUUUGUAUAAUUUUAUAGUCGUGGCUUUUGGCGGAAAUCCCAGCUGGUAUUUAAUCUAUGCUCGAAUGUUUCGUUUUAGCUGCAUUUUGACUUUAAACACUUAAACGCGAGUGCGGAGACGCGGUUUCUCUCGGUCCGCCGUCUUGUGUCUAUAAGUAGCUCGCUUUUCCUUCUAAUUGACCAUUUCCCCAACUCAACACGGACAAGUGACUGAAUGGUGCCAUAGAGCAAUGGCUCGGGCGCUGAUCACCUUAGCCUCCUUCCUUCUACCAUCUCUCACUGUGGCUGUACAUAAUUCGACGACUGGAGGCUGUGCUAUAAUUCGCCCUCCCCGAGAUGGAGGUAUUCGCUACAGAGGGCUGACCCAAGAGCAGAUCCGCAGUGUUCAAAUCCUCCCAGUGGAUUAUGAGAUCGAGUACAUCUGUCGGGGCAACCGGGUGAUCGUCGGCCCCAAGGUCAGGAAGUGCCUCCCCAACGGCACCUGGACGGACAUGACGCUGUGGAGCAAAUGCUUGCUACUGUGCCCCCGCGUAUGGGCCUCCUUGGAGAAUGGGCAGGUCGUGGCGCGGCCCCCCGGGCCCCCAGUAGAGGGCACUGUACUGCACUACAACUGCCUGACGGGCUUCCGUCUGGUGGGGAGGAAUUCCACCCUCUGCACCAAGCUGGGCAAGUGGGACUCUCCCAAACCAGUCUGCCACUAUGAUCGACAUUACACAGGCAAGAAGAAGCUGUAUAUCGGCGCUUUGUUCCCGAUGAGCGGCGGUUGGCCUGGCGGACAGGCGUGUCUCCCAUCAGCUCAGAUGGCUUUAGAGUUGGUCAAUAAAAGAACUGAUAUUUUACCGGACUACGAACUGGAGAUGAUUUAUUACGACAGUAUGUGUGAUCCAGGUGAGGCUACCAAGCUUCUCUACGACCUGCUCUACACAGAGCCCAUCAAGAUAGUGCUGAUGCCUGGCUGUAGCUCCGUGUCCACGCUGGUUGCAGAGGCGGCUCGGAUGUGGAAUCUCAUAGUGCUGUCCUACGGCUCCAGCUCCCCGGCCCUGUCCAACCGCCAGCGCUUCCCCACCUUCUUCCGCACGCACCCCUCUGCCACGCUGCACAAUCCCACCCGCGUGCAGCUCUUCCAGAAGUGGAAGUGGACCAAGAUCGCCACCAUCCAGCAGACCACUGAGGUCUUCACAUCGACUCUCGAUGACCUGGAGCAGAGGGUGAAAGAGGCUGGAAUAGAGAUCAGCGUCCGGCAGAGUUUCCUCACCGAUCCGGCCGUGGCUGUCAAAAACCUGAAGCGCCAAGAUGCCCGAAUCAUUGUCGGCCUUUUCUAUGAGACCGAAGCCAGAAAAGUUUUCUGCGAGGUUUUUAAAGAAAAGCUGUACGGGAAGAAAUACGUGUGGUUCCUGAUUGGUUGGUACGCGGACAACUGGUUCAAGAUUAAGGAUCCGUCCAUCGACUGCACGGUGGAGAACAUGACGGAGGCCGUGGAGGGACACGUCACCACGGAGAUCGUCAUGCUGAACCCGGAGACCGUCCGCGGUGCAUCCAACCUGACGUCUCAAGAAUUCCUGGAGCAGCUAAUGUUUCGGCUGGGGGGGAAGAACCCCGAGGAGACAGGGGGCUUCCAGGAGGCGCCCCUGGCCUACGACGCAGUGUGGGCCCUGGCUUUGGCCCUCAAUAAGACCGUGGGGCCCCUGAGGGAGAAAGGCAGACGACUGGAGGACUUCAACUACAACAACCAGGACAUUACUGCCGAGAUCUAUAGGGCUCUAAACACCAGCUUCUUUGAGGGGGUGUCUGGUCAUGUGGUGUUUGACGCCCAGGGUUCCAGGAUGGCCUGGACGCUCAUCGAGCAGCUACAGGGAGGGAGUUACAAGAAGAUUGGAUACUAUGACAGCACGAAAGGGAACCUCUCGUGGUAUGGAAAUGACAAGUGGAUAGGUCCUGGGCCACCUGCAGACCAGACCGUAGUCAUUGAGGAAUUUCGGUUUCUCUCUCAGAAGCUUUUCGCAUCUGUGUCUGUCUUUGCUGGGCUGGGAAUCUUGCUGGGAAUCGUCUGUCUCACCUUCAACAUCUACAACAGCAAAGUCAGGUACAUCCAGAACUCCCAGCCAUAUCUGAACAACAUCACAGCUGUGGGCUGCAUGAUGGCUCUGGCCGCCGUCUUUCCGCUCGGGAUCGAUGGGCUCCACGUCCACAGGGCGCAGUUCCCCGUCGUAUGCCAGUUUCGUCUCUGGUUGCUGGGUCUGGGCUUUAGUUUGGCCUACGGCAGCAUGUUCACGAAGAUUUGGUGGGUUCACACCGUCUUCACUAAGAAGGACGAGAAGAAAGAGAAAAGAAAGCAGCACCUGGAGCCCUGGAAACUCUACGCCACAGUGGGGGUGCUGCUGGCUGUGGACAUCCUAUCUCUUAUGAUCUGGCAGAUUGUGGAUCCCUUGCACAUUACAGUUGAGAAGUUCACGAAAGAAGCCCCGAAAGGAGACCUAGAUGUCCUCAUCCAGCCGCUCUUGGAACACUGCAGCUCCGAGAAGAUGAACACGUGGCUUGGCGUGGUCUAUGGCUAUAAGGGCUUGUUGCUAUUGCUGGGGAUCUUUCUGGCCUAUGAGACCAAGUCCAUCUCAACUGAGAAGAUAAACGACCACAGGGCUGUGGGAAUGGCCAUCUACAACGUGGCUGUAUUAUGCAUGAUUACCGCACCAGUCACGAUGAUCCUCUCCUCUCAGCAGGACGCUUCGUUUGCCUUUGCAUCGCUGGCCAUCGUCUUCUCCGUCUACAUCACUUUAGUUGUACUCUUCAUCCCCAAGAUGCGCCGUUUAAUAACCCGAGGAGAGUGGCAGUCUGAGCAGCAGGACACUAUGAAGACGGGCUCGUCCACAAACAACAACGACGAGGAGAAAUCACGGCAGCUGGAGCGAGAGAACAGGGAGCUGCAGAAGAUCAUCCAGGAGAAGGAGGUCAGGGUAUCAGAGCUGCGGAACCAGCUGGCAGAAAGACAAGCCCUGCGUUCCCGGAGACCCCAGUCCACGCCGAACCAGAACCACAGCACGCCGCCGCCUGCCUCCUCCCAAAAUGACCCCAAACCCCUUCUACCUCCACCCGGUUACCCCCUCCCUUCCUCCGACAACCACUCUCUCCCUGCCUCCUACCCAAACUCAUCCAUCCUCUACCAGGCCGACAGCAAGAUAAACCGUAACCAUUGUCACAACAGCCGACUGCAGCUGCUCUACAAGUGAGUGGGGUGGGGGAGGGGGGAGAGAAGGAGAUCUCUAGGAGGAGGAGGAGGAGCGUCAACCUGGUAAGGCCUCAUGUAGAUGGUUACCUGACAGAUAGAGGCAAUAGUUAAGAAGAAAAAGAUUACAGAGCCCCCUACUCCUUUCACUCUCUUACUCUGACUCCACCUCUAUUUAUUAAAGCAUUAACUGGGAUGUUAUUGAAGACACAUCGAUUUUUAUAUGUGACCACCUGUUAUUGUAAUACCUUCUUUAAUAUUUAUGACUGGUGCAUGACAUAAGCUGUAAUUCAUAUAGAGGAGUGGUAAAUAUAAAGUAGUAUCUGAAGAGACACCUAAGGAUCGGUUUGCCUGAAAUGUCACCCGAAUUUUCUGAACGUGGAGGAUUAAAUAUCGCCACAUACACACACAUAUUCCAGCCAUGCAGAUCCAAUCAGAACACCUACGAAGACACUGAAUUUGGCUUCUUGGCACUGGGGCCUUCUGAUCACAGCACCCCAUUACUGGGGACCACUGCAUGGGCCACUGUCUCACCUUUUAAGCACAUUUAUCAAAGGUCAUGGUGCAGAAACCAAGAAAGAUGAAGGCCUGUUUAUUGUCUCCUUCCCGGUGUUGUCAUGUUUAUUGUUUUUGUCCCUUUCACACACAAACAAUGGCUCAUGGUCCAUUGUCAAGCCGAUUGUUACAUCCGGAAUACCGAGCGACACAGACUGUGGAGGGCGGCCCGGGCUUCUUGCUCGAGGCCCGAAGGAACCUUGUUCCCUGUGUGCCAACGGGCCCACAUGUAACCACCUGCAGUCCCAGUCUUUUCAUCCUUAUUGUUUUUUGUAACAUUUUUAACUAAGACUUUCGUACUUAACGUGCCUGGUUUUUAUCAAUGAAAGAAUUUUCUAUUAAUGUAUAUUUUAUUUUCUCGGGAAUAUAGUAAAUAUUAUUGACAUUUUAAACUUUAUUUAGUGUUUAUGAAUUUCUGUCAGGAAAAGCCAUUUAAUGGUAAGACUUGUAUAAAUAAAUAUGUGUACUUAUAGUAGAAUUAUUAUUGAUAAUAAAUAUUAUAAUUAUAAAAAUGAAUAUCAAUGUAUUCUCCUGCUUAUUCAUGAUUGUAUUUCUCUGUGGCCAGGGGGAGCUGUAGAAAAUAGCACAUAUUUCUAUUUAUUGAGGUGUCUGCUAAGUAUGAGAAUAUGAGGUCUGAAAAUGGAAUGGUAAUUAUAAUACAAUACAUUAUAAUUACAAUGACAAUAAACUGAAAAUCGUUUUUCACUCAGAAA
Molecule: messenger RNA, 5335 nt
Organism: Brienomyrus brachyistius
Lineage: Eukaryota; Metazoa; Chordata; Actinopteri; Osteoglossiformes; Mormyridae
Gene: gabbr1a
Product: gamma-aminobutyric acid (GABA) B receptor, 1a
Exons: 24
Coding region: 1078-4071 (997 amino acids)
Biological process (GO): G protein-coupled receptor signaling pathway; gamma-aminobutyric acid signaling pathway
Cellular component (GO): membrane; G protein-coupled receptor heterodimeric complex
Molecular function (GO): G protein-coupled GABA receptor activity
Source: RefSeq, a predicted model, not a curated record